AUGGAAGUGGCAAGAGUCUUAUGCAAUAGCCAACAUUCAACAAUAAACGUUGUAACAGGUCAGUAUUCCAGCAUGCGUCUGGCUGGCUGCCAUAGUAUACAAUGUAAUAAGUUGAAGCUCAUGUUUGAAAUGAAUGUAAAUGGUGUGUUCCGUCCCGUCAAUCAAACAUUUUUGUUAACUUCUAUUUAUGUGUUACUCAUAUCUAAUCUAAAUGAAAGGGAAAGUAAAAUAUUCAAAGGAGAAGAAUCAUGUUAA
This is a messenger RNA of Clunio marinus, 255 nucleotides long. The record is from the annotation of a GenBank genome assembly. Lineage: Eukaryota; Metazoa; Arthropoda; Insecta; Diptera; Chironomidae.